This is a messenger RNA of Bolinopsis microptera, 1763 nucleotides long. RefSeq lists its product as uncharacterized. The record is from RefSeq and is a predicted model, not a curated record. Lineage: Eukaryota; Metazoa; Ctenophora; Tentaculata; Lobata; Bolinopsidae. The transcript is spliced from 11 exons. Bases 12 to 1529 code for a protein of 505 amino acids.
UUAGGACAAACAUGGACGCUAUCAUUAUGAUUAAGUACAUCGCAUUGUUGGGAGGUGUCAUUCUUCUAACCAUUCCUUUGAUAAGCAACUACUCUUCCACAUCUACAUCUAAUUUACCUCAAAUAAGCAGAUCUCAUAAACAUGGGACCAUCCUCUUCUUCAAGGAGUUAUUUGAUGAAGAUCAGAAAAAUCAGCUAAGAGAGUUGCGUUCAGCAUUAUUUGGAGGUUACUGGAGGUAUUAUGAUCAUGAACAUACCCCGAAAGAUGGUAUUUCAUGGCAACUACCAGUUGACGCAGCUCUACUAUCCCAAUCUCCGUUCUGGAAUCUUCUCAACGAAAUUAUUCCUGAUAAUGAGAGUCAGGGUUCCUCAGAGCACGUGGACGCGCGAGCACGUGUGCUGAGACGUGGAGAUAACGUGAAGAUACACUCCGUGUGCAAUGAGCAGGAGUCUGGGUAUACUAUUGUUCUGUUUCUCUCCCAGCUUAAGGAUAGGAACGAUUACGGGGAGGUCCUCUUCUUUCAAGAUAAUGAUGUGCACACAACCCUACAACCUAAACAGUACAGUGUACUGGUGUGGUCCUGUAGGAUACCCUACCAGUUCCAAUAUCCGUCCAUAUCUACCGGCUUCGGUCAAGUGUUACUCCAGAUAACAAUGUACAAUACAGUUGAUGUGAAGCCCGCUUAUCUUCCUCACUCAGUCAAACAUUUCCCUAUUUUCCAAGGAGUUGACGCUAUCAACAAAACUUUCAGGGCAGAAGAUCACGUGACUACUGUGGAACACACGGCUCUAAACCGACCAAUCUACGUGCUGGAUAAUCUGUUCAGAGAGGAUAUGCUAGUUGAGCUGCGUGAACACCUGUACAUGUCGUCACAGUAUUACUACGACGACAGUGACGACGAGGGGGAGACGGACAACGUGCAGUGGAUCAGUGGUCACCGUACCAGCGAGUUUGUGAAGUCAGAAAUGUGGGCAGUUGUCAACCAAACCCUUAAUCAGAUAACAGGCCACGAAGGAUGGUACCCUUACGACGUUUCCUGUAAUCUGAACCGAGCAUGGGACCACACAAGGAUACAUAAAGACUGCUACGACAAGGAUGAGUACACAUUUCUCCUCUACCUUAACCCUGAGUUCAAACCGGGACAUCUGGGUGGUACGGUCUACUAUGAACACGAAGAUUUAUCCAACAUUGUGAUGUCAGUACAGAACAGAUACGGACGUGUAGCACUAUUCCACUGCGAGAUAAAACAUGCCGGACGACCACCACACGCUUAUCUUACUAACGCACGAUAUUCGUUCGCUGUAAAGGUUGCUAGGACCAAGCUAGAAGCUGUUCAACGUGAGAUGCAACAGAGUCUGUGGAAUGAUUUAGAUGACGAGGAUAAGCCGGAGGAGAUGACUAAAUUGACUGAGGAAGUGGGAUCCGAUCCGGAUCUACUCGAGAAUAAGUUUGUAGAUUAUUUUGAAGAAGAAUUGGACAAUAGGUUAAAUGAUUUAGAAACAGCUUUGAAAACGGCUGGUGGCAGCUAAUUUUUUAAUCCAAGACUCAGGUUAAUAUUGUUUCUUAUUUUCAGAAAUUAAUUGAUUUUUAUUUUGCAAUACUGAAGAAUUUUGUGUUUGUUGGUUUUCCUGUAUUGAUUAAGACCGUCCAGGAAAGGGUUUGUUGGUUAAUUUCCUGGACAGUGAACGGUAUCUUAUGUAAAUUAUUGAAUUUUAAUCCAAUUUGCAAGUCUUUAAUAUUUAUUCACAAUAUGACUUCGUUUA